AUGACUACAAAUCAACAAGAAUAUGAUGAACAAUUAUGCGUUCUUCAAGAACGUUUCCCACAAGAAUCAAAAGACAAAUUAAUGCGUCUUUUACAACGACACAAUGGUGAUAUUGAUCAGGUUCGUGCACAUCUUGUUCAACGAGAAUAUCAUGCUAAUAAAUGGACUACACUUGAAACACGUUUUGGUGCAGCAGUAACGACAUUACAACAAGAAUUACCAUCGAGUCAAUCAAUGAAACGUAUUCGUUUAUUGCAAAUUAUGGAAUGUUUUAGUGGUGAUGUUGAACAAGCUCGAAACUUUUUACAAAGUUUUCGAGAACAACAUCAUAAACAUGAUGAAAAUUCAAAUAUAUCUCGACAUAAAAAACGAAAAGAAUUAAGAGAAAAAUAUGCUACUCAAUUAGCUGAAUUAAGUACAGCUGGUAUUAAUGUUAAUUGUCCAUGUAUACUUCGACAAUUGGAGAAAAAUCAAGGCGAUGUUACCAAGGUUAUGGAAAGAAUGUCACGGCAUGCAGCAAAAAAAGAAAAAUUAGCAGAACUUGAUGCAAAAUAUGCAAAUCAAAUUGCGCAACUUGAAAUUGACGGUACAAUAAUUAAAAAUAAACGAAUUUUAUUACAUUUAUUAGAAAAAACUGAUGGACAAGUUGAUGUUGUUAAACAACUUUUAAAUGAAAGAAAACAAAGAACAAAAGAAUAUCGAGAUAAACAUUACAAUGAAGCACAAGAAACAGGAUCAACAUUGAGAAAACGACAGAAAUUAAGUGUUGAUGAUAUGGAUAAUCUUAAACGACUUCGUUCAGCUGGUGUACAUGGGAAUCCAAUGAAAAUAUUAGCAAUCUUUCAUGAAUGUAAUGAAUCAAUUGAAAUGACGGUUGCUCGAACUCAACAAGAACGAGAACAACGUCUUCAAUGUCGAGACGGACGAAAAUUACAACGUAACAUAUUAGUUGAAGCUGAAAAUGGUUAUAUAAAUAUAAAUAAUCGUGAUGAUUGGCCACGUGAUAUCGAACAAGUUUAUUUAGAUGGAAAUAAUAUGAUGUUUGUUGUUGAUUCUCUUCGUCGUUUAUGUUUAAAUCGUUCUGGUAAAAAAACUGAACGUGCUCUAGGAGAAAUAGCUUCCGCAUGGAAUGAACAAAUGCAUAUACCAUAUGUUGAACUUAUCUUUGAUUCAACACAUCAAUUAGAUCAAAUUGGUACAGUUAAAAUUUCAAGUGCUCAACCAAAAUAUCGAACAACUGAUGAUAUGUUAGUUGAAAUUACACAACAACCAGAAAAUCAUGAAAAAAAUAAACGUACAAUUAUUGUAACGUCUGAUCGAGGUUUAGCGGCACUUGUAAGUUUAUAA
Rotaria sp. Silwood2 is the source of this 1347-nucleotide messenger RNA. Lineage: Eukaryota; Metazoa; Rotifera; Eurotatoria; Philodinida; Philodinidae. The record is from the annotation of a GenBank genome assembly.